CGUCGUGAUCUCUCCUCCGCUCUCGCCGUGUGUGGGGUGAUGUGGGAAGCGGCCGUGAUCGGGGGGGUGUUAGCGAAAUUUGUCUCUCUCCGUGGUGCGAUUAUCAUCCCCCGUGUCCGCGAUGGACUCAUGGACAGAGGCGUAAUCUUGCACCGCGCUUUAUCGGCGAGAUUAUCGCCGGCUCCCUCGUGCGCGGUGCAGCGGCUCAACGUAGUGACGAGGACCAUGUGUGCGUAAAGCCGCGCUCGUACGGAACGAAACACGGUGAAACAACGCCGCCAGCCGCCGCAGCUCGGUCUCGUCGACAAUGAGCGAGGAUACCAGUCCGUCGGAUCGGCAGAUCCUGCUCUCCCGUUUGCUGGAUGCCGUGAAACAGUGCCAGAUCCGCUUCGGGGGACGCAAGGAGCUGGCGACGGAAAGCGACAGCAGGGUUGUCAACCUGUGUACGCAGUUCGAGGCCGUGCUGCAGCAUGGAAUGAAGAAGUCUAAAGGACUAAGCUCCAUCAGGCAAGUCUCCGAGAUUGUCAAGGGCCUGAAUCUCUGGAACAGCGACUCUGAUUACGUGUUCUGGCACUAUGUGCGGACCCACCUGACCAAGCACGAGCUGGAGCGGUACCUGGUGCUGCGGCAUGUGACACCUGACGAGGGCCGCGGGCGGGCCUGGCUGCGGUCGGCACUCAAUGAGCACGCCCUCGAGCGAUACAUGCACAUGCUCGUCGGCGACCCCGCUCACAUCAGCCAGUUCUACGAGGACACAGCCUUCCUGAUGGACCAGGAGAAAAGCAGCAUGCUUCCCACCAUGUCAGCAGGGCUGGGAGCCAUUCUGUUUGCUAUCAACAUCGACAAUCCGGACCUGAAUCCUCCCGAGUCAAGUGUCGUCGUGCGGGUUCCCGCGCAGGCUGGGCUUGCAGAUACGCGUCCAGUCAUUGCCAAAGGCUUGGUUGAGGGCAAGCGGAAGAAGAAACGUCGCAAGCCUCGGUCCAACGUGGUCUCCUUUGAUGAUGAAGACGACGAGGAUUACACAUUAGACAGCAGGUUCCUGGGCAACCACAGCUGCUUCAGUGCACCAGCAACGUGUGUCUCAUCUCCCGUGGCAACCGAGUUCCCAAAUGUGGCCAUGCAAGUCAAUGGUGACUUGUCCUCUGCCGCGGGGGACACCGCAGAUGAUGAAGGAGCCGCCACUGCCGUGCCCACAAGGGUUACGGCAGACGAUGCACAGAGUGUCGAGUCCCUUGCCACUUCCGAUGGAAACCUGUCCGACGAGAGAGAGCCCAAUCCACGGGGCAAGCCAUCGGCAGCCAUCCCAGUGGAGCGAGCAAAGACGUGGUCAGGGUCAACAGAGUCUUCGGGGUCACCGAGGCCUGAGCUGCCCAGUUCUGUGUCCUCAUCGCCAAUGAGCCACGGCAAAGAAGGGGGUGCCAACUGCCAGCCAUCCGCCCUGACGCCCAUUCUGGACCUGUCCAUAGGGGACCUCAUUCCCAUGUGCCAUCCUGCAGAAGAUGGGGCCAGAUCAGAGGACUCCAUUCCCAGCUACAGCGAAGACACGGAGACUGCAGCGGCUGCCCUAGCUCUGGCACAAAACGUGUCGUCACUCGCUUUGGGUGCCGUCGAGUCACCGAGUGCUCCAGCCGCUGAAGCUGAGCUUGCCUCUGACAUGGCAUCUGCGACGCCAGAUGAGCUCAAGCAAGCUCUGCUCGUCAUGACUCAGCAAGUCAAAGAUGUCGAACAGGAGAAUGCUACCCUGAGGAGGAUGGUGGAGCAGGAGAGUGAAGUUAGUGCCAAACUGCGGGCCGACGCCCGGGAGGCCGAGAAGCAGACCAAUGAGCGGCUGGACAGACAGGAGUCCCGAAUACAGACACUCACCAGGGAAAACCAGCUGUUGAAGCACCAACUCAAAAAGUACAUAGCAGCCGUGCAGAUGCUGAAACGGGAUGGCCUGGCAGCCCACGAAGAACUGCGCAACAUGGUGGGAGAUGUUGAGCCAGCCAUUCCGGAUGCCAAGCCACACAUUGACCACCAGUUUGAGGCCAGCGAGUACGAGAAGAAGUUGGUUCAGGUUGCCGAGAUGCACGGGGAACUGAUGGAGUUCAACGAGCGGCUGCAUCGUCUGCUGCUCUUCCGCGAAUGCACCAUUCGCAGGCUACGCGAGGAGCUCACCGACUUGCGUGGACCGCUGCCGGACGAAAACCAGACUUCCGAUGAUGACCUGAGUGUGACGUCGGACUAUGAUGCGUCGUCGCAGAGUGCAUCUCUGAGGCCGCUCAUCAACUUGUGGAUCCCCUCGGCAUUCCUCGCUGGGCACCAGUCGCACGCAUUCCACGUCUACCAGGUGUAUGUGCGCAUAAGGGACGACGAAUGGAACGUGUAUCGGCGCUACUCGCAGUUCUACGCCCUGCACAAGCAGCUCUGCAAGAAGAACCCUGUCAUCUAUUCCUUUGACUUCCCACCCAAAAAGUCUAUAGGCAACAAGGAUGCCAAGGUUGUAGAAGAGAGACGUCAACGGCUGCAACGAUACUUGCGAAGUGUCCUCAACUUCCUCACGCAGACAUCGCAGGAGCUGAUCGACAGCCCCGACAGAGCCACACUCGUCAAGCUGCUACCGUUUUUCAGGGAACAAGACACAACACACCCUAAGGUACGGCAGGCGCGGCGCACAGCGCAACGGCUCCGCAUGCCAUUGGCAUCCAGCAGUUUGCCGAGCCAAGGCACCAGCAGCUCGGCCCAGGCACCCGUGCGCCACUACAUGGGCCACUAAACAGUCGCUCGCCGGUCGAGAGACCAACCACGUCAGAGAAUCUCAUCAACUUGUUGGUUCCCCUUCCCCGUUGUCACCAUCCUGCUGCCAUCGUGUGCUACCAAAGGUCGAGGAGAUGCUAUGUAUUUCCAGUCUUGCACAUUGUGCCCAUCUCGAAAUGUUGAUGUUCUGAUCGUUGCAGGAAUGAUUUUUCCGCGGUCUUGGAGCAGGGUGCGUUCACUGCUGGUGCGAAUGCCUUCAAUCGUGGGUGCUGACGCAGAGUAACAGCAGCUUGUCACAAGGAGGGGUGGGGGGAAAAGUCGUGCGAUGGCUUUGGCAGACUCGAACGUGCCAUUUGUCAUGUACCCGAGCUAUGCUGUGUGUGCUGGCAUUGCAAGCAUUGCGCGAGACCUCAUUAACCCUUGACUUCGUCAAGUGGGCCAUAUUACGACUGCACAGACGUUGCCCCCCCCCCCCUGCUGACGUUUCCCAUCAACGUUGCCUAUCAAAGUUUUACUGUAGCCGGCAGAGUUUAUAACUUCCUGUUGGACAGACGGCACAGUGACAUCGGUACUUUUGCAGUGUAUCAGCUGUGUCUCACGGUGCACUGUGCUUGUGCCGUUUUCAAUGGCACUGCCAUGGGUGCUGCUCACUUGAACAUUGCAUUUGAGUAGUGCAGCAUGCUAUUCUGAAUAGUGCAGCGUGCUAGCUUUGACCCCCAGUUGGCGCUGUCAUAGGUAGUGGAAAAACAAUGGCCAGAGGGCUGAAAACAGGCUGUUCAUCUGUUUGCCAAGAACCGUUGAUUAGUUUACUCACAAUGAGGUUACGUGCUCCCAGUUUGAUACAGUCUUGUCGAUAAGUUAAAAGUACAGGUCAGAUGGUCUGAUAGCUGUGGCCAUCCCCGUGACCUAACUU
Dermacentor silvarum is the source of this 3649-nucleotide messenger RNA. RefSeq names its product sorting nexin-29-like. The record is from RefSeq and is a predicted model, not a curated record. Gene Ontology annotation, molecular function: phosphatidylinositol binding. Lineage: Eukaryota; Metazoa; Arthropoda; Arachnida; Ixodida; Ixodidae.